Messenger RNA from Canariomyces notabilis, 1962 nucleotides. RefSeq lists its product as uncharacterized. The record is from RefSeq and is a predicted model, not a curated record. NCBI's taxonomy places the organism in Eukaryota, Fungi, Ascomycota, Sordariomycetes, Sordariales, Chaetomiaceae. The transcript has 6 exons. The coding region runs from base 1 to 1962 and encodes 653 amino acids.
AUGACCCCCUACCCACUUUCUCCCCCUAAUACACCUCAACCCCCUCCAGAUGCCGAGAAUCUGGGCUGUUUCUUACAUCAACGAAUCUUGCCUUACGGAGACUUACUUCAUCUUGGCCUUUCUCCGUCAACAGCUUCCACGACAGUGCCGGAAUGGAUUGACGCGGGCGACCCGGAACACAUUGCAGCCGUCGACGGAAGCACAGUGUUGACGGUAGCCCGCAAUUUUGACACGCCUCUUGAUUGCCUUGACGGGAAUGGUGGUGUGAGGUCAUUUGUGGUCAAUCGAAAUGGCCCCUUCUUGUCCAACUCCCAGGCUGCCCUUCCGCCAAGGUCACGGGAGCGACAUGACAGUAUUAGCGGAAACGAUGGGCUGCAUGCUGGCACCGUAUCUACGGGCGUCAUAAGCCCUGACGCUGCAAUCGCAACUUCCUCUCGACGGCGACCUCAAUCCUGCGGGACAAACUCAACAAAACCACCAACGACGCUAUCAAUCGUCCAGUAUACGCCUACUGACUGCUCGAGAAGCAAGUCCUCCAAAAAGCGGCCCGCGUUUGAAGAAUUGGUUCUCGAGGGGUUGCCUUCACAGACCUCCCAGAAGAUCCUCCGCGAAGACAAGACCGGACAAGUUAAAGGAACCAUGAUGACAUUCGGAAAGCCAAUCAAGAAGAGGACCGCCUUCAGCGAGGAAAAGCGCCAGCUAACGGCCCAAGCGAGGAGGGAGGGCGUUUGUCGCCGAUGCAAGAAGUCUAAGAGACAGUGUGAUCUAUCACGGCAGCAGAGCCCCUAUGUCAGCUGUACCCUUUGCGCUUACACCAGGGUAUACAAGAACGUUCCCAGAAUGCCCUGCUUCAGAGCGACUCUGGAAGAUGUCCUCUUUUUCCGAUCAGGGCCUGCGCUGAACGAACCAUUCUUCACUACUCGACAAGCGGUGUACAACCUCGAUGACCCGUCCGAGAGAAAUGCCCCAGUAAGAACAUUGGAACUCACUCAACAUCUCGGCUCCCACCGGUUGACCGUCUACGCCGCCAACUUCAUCCCGUCGCCCGGCGACGUUACCUUUUACAGGUGGAAAGAUGCCUCUGGGAAGGCUCGCAUUAUGAAGAUGCCCAAUUUCUGCCUGACAAAUAUCAAGAAGGUUGAGGGCCACAUCCUUCAAUACAUUGAGACCACCGGGUGGGAAUCCCUGAAAUCUGUCAAAGAAGAAAACGACCUGGCCUGGAUGACCGUGGCAACCGCGGUGGAGUAUGCAAAAAGGAAGCCGGACUCUCUGGUUGCCGAUGCACUCAAUCUAUGGGCAAUUUCAAGGUUAAUAGAGAUCCCGUGGGAGAUAUGCGGACCCGACACACUCGACGUCUCGCCGAUCAGACACUUUGACACCCCUCAGCACGAAAGAAUGCCGAUCCCGCCAAUUAUGGAUACGCAACUUGAUCAGAUUGUGAUACAGCGGAUUUUGACUCCUUUGCGGGCUAAAAUCCUGAAGAAAUUCGAGCAGCUGAUCACCCCUGCCAAACGUGAAGCCUGGUUUGAAGUCUACCUCUCGGCGUUUGUAUUGCUCAACCACAUUGAGCGGCUGGCCAGGCACUCGGCCUUCCAUGCCAGGAUGCACGUAAUGCCGUCCAGAUAUUCUAACACCGAUUUCCUGGAACGCGCCUUCCACACGGCCAAGAGCAUUCUGGCCCGAUUCCACUUCGUUUGUAACGGAUCUGCGCCACUUCGGUUGGACUGGAACUCGGCCAAGGCAGCGGCAAUGGCAGAGCUCCAACCGAGCGAGGUUGAUUUUAUGAGGAAGACGCAGGCCAUAAUUACCAAGAGAGAGGCUGACAUUGCCAUCCUCCGGAGAACGAAUGACUAUGGAAAGCCGAUGUAUUGGGGCGGACAGCUGUUCUUCGAGAAUUGGGAUGCGUCACCGGUACAUGUUGUGGACGCACGCGAGGAGGUUUCUGUGAAGGCUGAGGUGUAG